Molecule: messenger RNA, 430 nt
Organism: Stegodyphus dumicola
Lineage: Eukaryota; Metazoa; Arthropoda; Arachnida; Araneae; Eresidae
Product: bridge-like lipid transfer protein family member 3B
Source: RefSeq, a predicted model, not a curated record
UCCAGCAGUUCGUCGCGCAUGAAUAAAUUUAACCUCCUGUCUUACAGAGAGCUUAAGGAAAUGCAUGUUUAUAAAUAAGAACAGCAAGAUCUUAUGAGAACCGCUAUGUUGAAUGAAUAUUGGCUCCAAUGUUAAUUUCAUCACUUUCGGAUGGCUUCCAUAUUCAAGAAUCAAGUGCUAAAGCACUUAUCAAAGUUUGCCAAAAAUCUGUCCCCUGAUAAAUUACAUUUAAGUACUCUUAAAGGUCAUGGAGAACUGCGUAAUUUAGAACUAAAUGAAAAGGUGCUGACUGAACUCUUGGAGCUUCCAGCAUGGUUAUGUUUGACUAAAGCGACAUGCAACCAUGUUACAUUACAGAUAUCAUGGACAAAAUUGAAAUCUGUUCCCAUAUAUUUGGUAAGUUAUUCUUCUUGAAAACAGUAAACAAAAU